AAUGUCUGCAGUCUUACGUUUUUUUUCGUGUAUUAUGUGGCCCUAGAAACUGAAAAAUCCUAUACAAAGUGCAGAAAAGUAGAAUAGAAUGUCCAUAGAGUGCAGUGUAGGACGAGUGCUUCAAAAUUAUUUUGUGUAAUUGUUUUAUUAGUGAAACAGAUCAAGAUGCGUAUCGGUUUUGUGUUAUAUUGGUGCGUACUUGCAUUUCAUCUGUGUAAAGGUGAUGAUACGGAGAAGACAGAAUCUAGAGAAAAUGGUCGAAGAACACAAUGGGGUCCCGGUAGCCGCAGCAACUCUUUUGUAAGCGAUCCAGCGGUUUCGACAUCCAACGAACUGAUACUAAUGGAGGCUUGCAACAAUGAGCCGGCAUGUCUACAAGACCGCGCCGGUCUUGAGGCCAUCACUCAGCUGCAUCGACAGCUUGACGACGACGCCAAUGGGAACGUUGACCUCAGCGAGAGCGAUGAUUUCCUCCGUGAGGAGUUGCAGUACGACAGCGGCUAUGAAAAGCGGCAGCGCGCCUUCCAUCACAAUGAUGAUAUGCACAUCUCUGUUAAAGAGUUGUGGGAGGCCUGGCUUAGAUCAGAGGUUCACAAUUGGACUACAGAACAAACGGUGGAAUGGUUGUCCCAGUCAGUAGAUCUCCCGCAGUACAGAUCUUUAUUCUUGCAGCACAAGAUCACUGGAGCCACAUUACCCAGGUUGGCGGUAAACAACAUGCAAUACCUGAGCAAUGUCCUUGGUAUUAAGGACCCUAUACACAAACAGAAGCUCGCACUCAAGGCUAUGGAUGUUGUAUUAUUCGGACCUCCGAAAGAAGGCAGUAGAUGGAAGGACUGGCUACUCGCGUCGUUGCUGUUGGGCGCGGUGGUUGGCGGGUGGGCGGCGCUGCGGGCGGGCCGCGCCAGCCGUACACAGGUGCAAAGGAUGCUUCGUGACAUGGAACAGCUAAGAAAGGCUGAGAUGGCUCUCGAUGAUAUGCAGAAGGAGCUCGAAAAAGCGCGCUUGGAACAGGAGAGCGUCACAACAGAGAAACGUAACUUAGAAAAGAAGUUGCGGGAGGCGGGAGACACGCCCCUACUAAACUCCGCCUCUUCAGACCUGGAGGUGUCCACGCUCAAAGCUGAAAUUGAAAUGUUAAGGGCGGAACUCCGUCGUGCGGAGGGUGAGCUAGAAGACAGAUGCUGGGCGCCACCUCCCGGCCUGCAGCAGUGGUUGCAGCUCACACACGAAGUAGAGAACCGCUCCUACUUGCGGAAGAAACAACAAGCUGAUCUACAAUUACAACAGGCGAGAGAAGCCUGUGAGAAGUUACGUAAGAAGAGGUCGAGUCUUGUUGGCGCGUUUGUUUCAACUCACGGCAAGUCAAUAGACGACGUGGACCGCUCCAUUGUGGAGGCUCGCACCGCUCUCAACGAGGUCACUCAGGAAUUACAGGAGAGAAUGCAUCGAUGGAAGCAAAUCGAGCGUUUGUGCGGCUUCAAUAUAAUAAAUAACAACGGAUUGCAGUUCCUUGAGAGUACCCUCUACAGGACAGCCAAUGGACGACAGACAGGAAGGGUUCGAAUGAGCAGUUCUCAAGACGAUUUGAGCGUGGGUGAUGACGUGUCGAUAUGCGGCUCCGUAGCCGACAAUUUUGGUUGGCGCGAAGAUUCAUCAGGAAGCGAAGAACACGACUCACCUCACUAUCCUUUAGAUCUGAGACUUGCUGAGGCGAGAUUGCAAUUAGAAGAGCGUUUAGCUCAAGAGGCUCGAGAGCAACGGCCGGAGGACAAGCGGGAAGAGGACAGGAGGUACGAGAGGUCGCGCGGCUCUCACGGCGACGUCAGGAAGAGUCCUCCGGAGGACAAGCGCAAGGAGCCCGUGCAGUUCAUACUGGGCGGUGAAAAUGUUAAUUGGUCCGGUGACGACUUAACGCGGGCGAUUCAUUCCCAGUCGCAGCCGCAGCUGCGCGCGUCAAUGCGCAGUAUAGGCGCCCCCCUCCCGCCGCCGCGCCGCCCCCUCUCCUCCGGACAGAUGGUCCGCUCUCGCAGCACAGACAUAGUACCCAAUCCAGACGAUCCCAGACCUCCGCCCAGGAACCCUUUUACCAAACAAAAACCACUCCCCGAAAAUAAUCAGGACUCUGCGACUCAGUCUAGUAAUACUCCCCCCGAAGAGGAGUCCACGGAUUCGUCUUUGAUGGACGAUGAAGGACUUCCUAAGCCGAGAAAGAGACGCAUCCAUCUUCCGUUCGGGAAAAAGAGCAAGACUCCGGCGUGACAGGAACAGAAUGUUCGCGAUGUCCGCCCCCGCCAUGUGCAGUUUUACACGCAAACUUAUUACGUCGGAUAUCGGGUAGGGAUGAUC
This is a messenger RNA of Papilio machaon (common yellow swallowtail), 2349 nucleotides long. It is a transcript of the gene Stim, whose product is annotated as stromal interaction molecule homolog. NCBI's taxonomy places the organism in Eukaryota, Metazoa, Arthropoda, Insecta, Lepidoptera, Papilionidae. The transcript is spliced from 14 exons. Gene Ontology annotation, molecular function: calcium channel regulator activity; calcium ion binding; protein binding. Gene Ontology annotation, biological process: store-operated calcium entry; intracellular calcium ion homeostasis; activation of store-operated calcium channel activity. Gene Ontology annotation, cellular component: plasma membrane; endoplasmic reticulum. Bases 166 to 2262 code for a protein of 698 amino acids. The record is from RefSeq and is a predicted model, not a curated record.